Messenger RNA from Colletotrichum karsti, 1548 nucleotides. RefSeq lists its product as uncharacterized. Gene Ontology annotation, biological process: allantoate transport; tripeptide transport; dipeptide transport. Gene Ontology annotation, cellular component: plasma membrane. Gene Ontology annotation, molecular function: allantoate transmembrane transporter activity; dipeptide transmembrane transporter activity. NCBI's taxonomy places the organism in Eukaryota, Fungi, Ascomycota, Sordariomycetes, Glomerellales, Glomerellaceae. The transcript is spliced from 13 exons. The record is from RefSeq and is a predicted model, not a curated record. The coding region runs from base 1 to 1548 and encodes 515 amino acids.
AUGGCCGAGAUUGUGAAGCCCGUCGUCAGUGCUGACGACGGCAUUGCUGAUGAGAACAAUCGUAUCUCCGGUACCAAGCUUCAGGAGAUGGACGUGGCGCACCGGGAGAACGCCGUUGGAUACACAGAGUACCUCGAAGCUCUCGACAUUGAGAUUUCCGACAAAGAGAUACGAAAGCUCCGAUGGAAGCUUGACCUCACAAUCCUCCCCAUGUUCCUCAUUACACAAGCGUUGCAGUUCAUGGACAAAACUUCCCUGAACUAUGCGAAUCUGUUCGGGUACCAGACGGCGCUCGGCCUCAAGGGUCAAGAAUUCAACAAUCUCUCCGCCAUGGUUUAUGCCGGGUAUUUCUUCGGCCAGUAUCCUUGCGGUUGGCUAAUCGGAAGAUAUCCCGCUCAGAAGGUCAUGGCGGUCAGUGUGCUCCUCUGGGGCCUCAUGGUCAUUCUCAUGACCCAGAGCCGGACUUACUCAAGUGCCUUGGGCGUUCGAUUCAUUAUGGGCAUCUUUGAGGCUGCUGUAACGCCCGGAUUAACUCUCACGACUGGGUUCUGGUAUACUCGUAGAGAGAUACCACUUCGUCAAUGCAUCUGGUACUCUUCUCUAGGAUGGGGUGGCAUUAUCGGAUCGUACAUAUCCAUGGGGGUCUCGAAGCUGCCCGUUGACAUGAAGCCAGAACGAUGGGAGCUUAUCUUCUACGUUCUUGGCGGUGCCACCUGCCUGUGGGCAUUCGUCAUAUGGUUCCUCCUCCCCGAUUCGCCGGCCAACGCUCGAUUUCUCAGCCACCGUGAGAGGCUGAUUGCCAUCAAACGAGUCGCCGGGAACGAAACGGGCAUCAAGAAUAAGGCAUUCGACAAGAAGCAAGGACUUGUGGGCUUCUUCGACCCCAAAACUCUGUUGCUCUUUACUUCCGUGUUUGCAGCAGCUAUCCCCAAUGGCGUCGUCAACUCCUUCUCGACAAUCAUCAUCCGCGACAUGGGCUUCGACACCACGACGACAACCCAACUCAAGUCCGUCGGAGACGCGGUACAAAUCGUCGCACUAUUGAUCGGCGGGACCAUCAUCCUGAAUGUUCCAAACUCCCGCCUGAUCACCGCUUCCGUCGCGAACAUGCUGUGCACUAUAUCAGCAGCUUGCAUGGCCUACCUCCCGCAAUCCAACACGUGGGGCAGGCUCGUGGCUUUCUGGCUGGUCAACACGCAGUCUGUCGGCUUCACCGUCUCCCUCACGACCAUUUCGUCCAAUAUGGCCGGCUACACCCACCGAUCUCUCGCCAGUGCCAUGGUGUUUACCGCUUACUGUUGGGGCAACUUUGCCGGGCCGUUCGUCGUGAAGCCAUCCGAAGCCCCUCACUUCCGCGGCGCCACCAUCGGCUUGCUCGUCGGCUACGCCAUCAAGUUCGUCUGCCACCUCACCCUUCUCGUGUACAUGUUCUCCAUGAACCGGUACCGGAACAAGAAGUACGGCCCGCCGAAUAAAGAAAGCAGCAACGAAGCUGGGAUGAGAGAUCAGACGGAAUUUGAGAACAAGGAUUUCAGAUACGUGCUUUAG